AUGCAAGCAAUAUGGCAGGCUUACGAGGAUAUGCCACCUGUCACCCGUGUCUAUACUACGGCGUGUGUUUUGACCACUCUUGCUGUGCAACUUGAAUUUGUAACGCCAUUCCAUUUAUAUUUAAAUUGGCACUUAAUUCUUUAUGAAUAUCAAUUUUGGCGACUUAUAACAUCAUUCUGUUUUUUUGGUGUAUUUGGCUUUAGUUUUUUAUUCAGUAUGAUUUUUACGUAUCGAUAUUGUAUGAUGCUUGAAGAAGGAUCAUUUCGAGGACGACGUGCUGAUUUUGUUUUUAUGUUUCUUUAUGGCGCAGUCUUCACUAUUAUUUGUGGCACGUUUGUUCAUAUGGUAUUCCUUGGGCAAGCAUUUACAAUUAUGCUGGUUUAUGUUUGGAGCCGGCGAAAUCCUUAUGUUAGAAUGAAUUUUUUCGGUGUAUUGAGUUUCAAUGCUCCUUAUCUUCCAUGGGUUCUGCUGUUGUUCUCUCUUCUUCUUGGAAAUAAUCCAACUGUUGAUUUCAUAGGUAUUGCUUGCGGUCAUUUUUAUUACUUUUUGGAAGAUAUUUUCCCACUUCAGCAAAAUGGAUUCAGAGUUCUAGAAACACCUCAGCUCUUGAAGUGGUUGUUUGACCCACCACCAUUAAUACCAGUUCCUGAAGACGAGAGACCUGGUGGUUAUGAAUGGCAACAGCAGGCUCCAUGA
Molecule: messenger RNA, 696 nt
Organism: Dracunculus medinensis (Guinea worm)
Lineage: Eukaryota; Metazoa; Nematoda; Chromadorea; Rhabditida; Dracunculidae
Source: the annotation of a GenBank genome assembly